UUAUAUAUAUAUAUAUAUAUAUAUAUAAAGGCAGUUUCCGUAUAGUUGCAUCGAUCAGAAUCUCUUGAGAAAUGGAGACUUGUUGUUUUGCUAAAAAUGUCAUUUUUAUUUGGGUUUUGGCUAUCAUCGCUUUAUCCCCUUUGGCUUGUGUUAAAGCUGGAUGCACCAAAGAACAGACGAGAGCUCUCUUGGAGAUCAAAAACACCACAAAUGCUUCUUACCUUGUGGGCUGGGACGGAAGGGAUUGUUGUGAAACGAGCGGAAUCAUUUGUGACGGACCUGACGGUAUUCCUGGACCAGUUGUCGCAAUAUAUUUGGUAGGGAUCAACUACGCUUCAUCAAGAAGUACAUGGUAUCCAAAUGUAACCUUGUUCACCUUAUUUGAUGAACUCGAAGAACUAGUGCUGGAAGACAUGCAAAUUGAAGGAGGGCUCCAAGCUUUUUGCGAACUGAAGCGAUUAAAAUAUCUAUCCACUUUGGAUCUUAUGCAUAAUGGACUGGACGGCGUUAUUCCCUCUUGUCUUGGGAUGAUUGGAAACCUUCAACAUCUUACUCUAUCAAAUAAUCACCUUGAUCUUUCGGGUAAUCGCUUUCAUGGUAAUCUACCUCCAUCACUAUUCUCCAAACAAAGCAAGAUUCGGUCGUUUUUCGUUUCAGCCAAUCAAUUAGAUGGGGUUUUAUCAUUUUCUACUUUUGCCAAUGCUUCAAGUCUCCAAUACCUUGAUCUUUCAAGCAACUGCAAUUUGGAAAUUGAAACUGAAUCUCCCUCAUGGGUUCCAACCUUUCAGCUAAAUUAUCUAAACUUGGCGAAUUGCAGCCUCAACAAAAAGAAUGGUCACGUUCUCCCAAGCUUUAUCACCACCCAAGUUGCCUUGGAUUCUCUAGACUUGUCUCACAACUUAAUAGAGGGAAGCAUGCCUUGUCAGUUGCUAUUCAACACGAGUAUCAUAGGUUUAUCCUUGAGAAGUAACAAAAUUGAUGGUUCACUUUUUCUUGGUUGCUUUGCUAAUCGAACUUCAUCACUUCAAUUCUUCGACAUGUCAGAUAAUAAUGUCAAAGGUUCUCUUCCCGAAAAUAUUGGACAUCUUCUUCCAGACUUAUCCCAUGUUGACAUGUCCUUAAAUGCAUUAGAGGGCAUCAUUCCUUGGUCUUUUGGUAAUCUAUCUUUUGAAGCAUUAGACCUUUCUAAUAACAAGCUCUCAGGGACUAUACCGCAAAGUUUGACUAGAGAUGGCACCCUACUAGUAUAUCUAAAUCUAUCAAACAAUACAUUGGAAGGAGAAAUGCUCCCAAGGGACGCCAACAUGAUGGUCUUGGAGUGCUUGCAACUCAGCAGCAAUCAAUUUGAAGGAAUGAUCUCACCCGCAAUAUCAAACAGCCCCUCUCUGGUAAUCCUAGAUAUUCGAAACAAUAACUUGUCUGGUAAUAUUCCAAAGUGGUUGUAUGAUCAUCCUCGCUUGGUGCAAGUUCUUUUAAGUGGAAAUCGCUUUGAAGGUCACCUACUCCGGAGAAUGUGUCAAAUGGAAAGUUUGCAAGUUUUCGAUAUCUCUGAUAAUCAUAUUUCGGGAGGUAUUCCCUCCUGCCUUGAUAACAUUAUAUUAUGGAAGAAGAGUUCUCCAAGCUCUAAUGACUCAAACUCUUUCAUGGAAAAGGGUCCACUGUUUUCCCUGCCACCUCAAGCGAAUGUAGAGCCUCAAUUCGAAAUUAAAACGGAUUUGCGAGUCAAACAUGAGGUACUUGCUUACAAAGGUAUCCCACUCUCAAUGAUGACUAUAAUUGACAUGUCAUCAAACCAAUUGACAGGUAACAUUCCUUUUGAAAUGGGAGAAUUAUCGCAGCUUCGGUCCUUGAACUUGUCGAAUAAUUUUCUAACAGGCCCCAUUCCAAAUUCUUUUCAAAACUUGAAAAACAUGGAGAGCUUGGAUCUCUCCCACAACAAAUUGAGUGGGAGAAUCCCUUUUGAAUUUGUUAAAAUGACUUCUCUAUCAAUAUUUAGUGUUGCCUAUAACAAUCUUUCUGGAAGAGUCCCAUUUGAGUGGCAGUUCUUAACUUUCGAGUCGCAAUGCUAUGAUGGAAAUCCAGAUCUAUGUGGAGACCCUCUGCCGAGAAACUGCUCAACUACAAACCAACUUGAACCUGGACAUGAGGAAGAAAAGGAAGAGAGUAGAAUAAUCGAUAGCCCUUUAUUCUUCUAUGCAUUUGUUGCUGUCUCUUAUGCAUUCGGAUUUUGGGUUUUCUUUGGGAUCCUAAUCGUUAAAAAGAAUUGGAGGCAUAUCUAUUUUAGAGCUGUUGACAGAAUUAUUGAGUCAUGUUUUGAAAUGCUCUAUUGAUGAUUCACAACCAUAUAUAAAUAUAUACUUCAAAUUAAUACUUAUCUUCAAUAACGAUGUUGUAUUGCAAAGUGCUUCUAGCAUACACUUGGAAGUAGUUGUGUACAAGUUUCAAGGGUUCUAGAAUUUUAUUCUAGCCUGAAAUUUCAUUUUCAUGGGAAUUGUUGCACCUUAAAGAAUUUGAAAUCAAUUUAGCUUA
Molecule: messenger RNA, 2529 nt
Organism: Alnus glutinosa
Lineage: Eukaryota; Viridiplantae; Streptophyta; Magnoliopsida; Fagales; Betulaceae
Product: receptor-like protein 14
Exons: 3
Coding region: 72-2330 (752 amino acids)
Molecular function (GO): protein binding
Source: RefSeq, a predicted model, not a curated record